AUGAGCUGCAGGUCCCGCUCGGCCCCUCGCUCGCUGCGGUCCUGUCCCAGGCCUGCUGGGGUUUGCAGUAAGCCGGUUGCUGACCGCCCCGUCGGGCCAGACAUGCUACUUAGAGGCUACCGGAGCAAGACCCGGUCCUGUGAAAUGCGGGGCAGCCUCGGGGAUAAGCAAGUGACAUCCCAAAGCAGCCCAGACCCGCGGCAGCAGCGGUGCGGUUUUGGUACAAAUAACUUGCCCUUAAUUGUAGGCAGAUGCGGUCCUGUGCGGAGGGCUGGCCGGCUGCGCAUGCAGGCGACCGGGGCUGCUCAGCACCGGCUCCCUCAGUGGCUCAGGGCAGAAGUAAGCCGCUUUCUUACAGCUCUACUCUGCUGGGCCGAAUCGGAGAAAAGCACUGUGGUAGAAGGAGGGGAAGUUCGCUUUAAUGGGAAAGGGAAAAAAAUCCGCAAACCCAGGACUAUUUAUUCCAGUUUGCAGCUGCAGGCUUUGAACAGGAGGUUCCAGCAAACUCAGUACCUGGCUCUCCCCGAAAGAGCCGAGCUGGCAGCAUCUCUGGGACUCACCCAGACCCAGGUACAGCUCCGAAGGAGCCGGCCCUGUCCUCUCCCUGUCCCCACGCGUGAUGCAGACGGGUCACAACGGCGGCCCGCCUCCGGUAAGGCCUCGUCGGGGACCCCGGGCACCUACAUCCCCAGCUACACGUCGUGGUAUCCUUCGGCUCACCAAGAAGCUAUGCAGCAGCCGCAGCUGAUGUGA
Nipponia nippon (crested ibis) is the source of this 753-nucleotide messenger RNA. NCBI's taxonomy places the organism in Eukaryota, Metazoa, Chordata, Aves, Pelecaniformes, Threskiornithidae. The record is from RefSeq and is a predicted model, not a curated record.